AUGCGCUUGUACCGAUACGAUGUUCAGUACCAGUAUACCAAAGGAAACAGAUUACAGAUCGCUGACAUGCUAAGCAGAGACCCUUUGCCAGAACAGGAAGAUUUUCCUGACACUUCUAUCAACACUGUAGGACUGGCCCUCCCAGAUAUAAUGUUAGAUAAAGUUAAAGAUGCAGUCAAAGUAGACAAUGAGAUGCAGAUGUUGAAACAGUACAUACUGAACGGUUGGCCAGACAAGCAUCAUAUUGUACCAGAACUCAAACAGUAUUGGUCACUUGCAGAUGUACUGACCUAUGAGGAUGGUCUUCUAAUGAAAGGGGAGAGAAUAAUUAUCCCAAGAGCAUUAAGAAAAGAAGUUGAAACCAAACUACAUGCAGCACAUUUAGGGUAUGAUGCCAUGAUGAGAAGAGCAAGGGACGCAGUUUUCUGGCCGGGAAUAGCAGAAAGAAUAAAAGAAAUAGCUAAUGCAUGCCAGCCUUGUCAGCAAAGUAAACCUGCAAACCAGAAAGAAAGCUUAAUACAGCAUAAUGAGGGUUCAAAUCCCUGGGACAAAGUUGGAAUAGAUUUAUAUGGGGUCCCCAAAGUGUGCAUCAGUGAUUUUGGACCUCAGUUUUCAUCUGCUGAAUUCACCGCAUUUAUGAAAGCAUGGGGUGUCCACCACUUAAAAUCUUCACCAGGACACCAUCAGUCAAACGACAAGGCAGAGGCAGCAGUGAAAAUAUUAAAGAAUCUGAUGAAAAAAUCCAAAGAAAGUAAAUCAGAUGCCUAUGAAGCCCUAUUAGAGUUUAGAAAUACACCCAGGCAAGAUACCAACUUAAGUCCGGCUCAGAUGCUCUUUGGAAGGGCAACAAGAAGCUAUUGCCAAGAAGAGAGCAUCCUGCAAGAAUGUCACAACAAGAAGCCACUUUAG
Messenger RNA from Biomphalaria glabrata, 909 nucleotides. RefSeq lists its product as uncharacterized. The transcript is spliced from 2 exons. Lineage: Eukaryota; Metazoa; Mollusca; Gastropoda; Planorbidae. Gene Ontology annotation, biological process: DNA integration. Gene Ontology annotation, molecular function: nucleic acid binding. Bases 1 to 909 code for a protein of 302 amino acids. The record is from RefSeq and is a predicted model, not a curated record.